AUGCCAUUACCCAACCCUGUAUCUUCUAAGUAUAUGCCAUUACCCAACCCUGUAUCUUCUAAGUAUAUGUCAUUACUCAACCCUGUAUCUUCUAAGUAUAUGCCAUUACCCAACCCUGUAUCUUCUAAGUAUAUGCCAUUACCCAACCCUGUAUCUUCUAAGUAUAUGUCAUUACUCAACCCUGUAUCUUCUAAGUAUAUGCCAUUACCCAACCCUGUAUUUUCUAAGUAUAUGUCAUUACCCAACCCUGUAUCUUCUAAGUAUAUGCCAUUACCCAACCCUGUAUCUUCUAAGUAUAUGCCAUUACCCAACCCUGUAUCUUCUAAGUAUAUGUCAUUACCCAACCCUGUAUCUUCUAAGUAUAUGCCAUUACCCAACCCUGUAUCUUCUAAGUAUAUGCCAUUACCCAACCCUGUAUCUUCUAAGUAUAUGUCAUUACUCAACCCUGUAUCUUCUAAGUAUAUGUCAUUACUCAACCCUGUAUCUUCUAAGUAUAUGCCAUUACCCAACCCUGUAUCUUCUAAUUAUAUGCCAUUACCCAACCCUGUAUCUUCUAAGUAUAUGCCAUUACCCAACCCUGUAUCUUCUAAGUAUAUGCCAUUACCCAACCCUGUAUCUUCUAAGUAUAUGCCAUUACCCAACCCUGUAUCUUCUAAGUAUAUGUCAUUACCCAACCCUGUAUUUUCUAAGUAUAUGUCAUUACCCAACCCUGUAUCUUCUAAGUAUAUGCCAUUACCCAACCCUGUAUCUUCUAAGUAUAUGCCAUUACCCAACCCUGUAUCUUCUAAGUAUAUGCCAUUACCCAACCCUGUAUCUUCUAAGUAUAUGCCAUUACCCAACCCUGUAUCUUCUAAGUAUAUGCCAUUACCCAACCCUGUAUCUUCUAAGUAUAUGUCAUUACCCAACCCUGUAUCUUCUAAGUAUAUGUCAUUACCCAACCCUGUAUCUACUAAGUAUAUGUCAUUACCCAACCAUGUAUCUACUAAGUGA
Biomphalaria glabrata is the source of this 990-nucleotide messenger RNA. RefSeq lists its product as uncharacterized. The transcript has a single exon. The record is from RefSeq and is a predicted model, not a curated record. Bases 1 to 990 code for a protein of 329 amino acids. Lineage: Eukaryota; Metazoa; Mollusca; Gastropoda; Planorbidae.